AUUGUCAACAGCAAGAAAGAAUGAAAGGAUCUCUGAAGCUGGUGUCAUUUGAUGAUGUGGCUGUGGACUUCAGCUGGGAGGAGUGGCAAGACCUGGAUCAUGCUCAGAGGACCCUGCAUAGAGAUGUAAUGCUGGAGACCUACAGCAACCUCUUGUCCUUAGGACACUGGGUUCCUAAACCUAAAUUGAUUGCCAAGCUGGAGCAAGGUGCAGAACCAUGGAUAAGAGAAGCCUCAGACAAGAAUCUCACAGAUGUCCAAGAAAAGGAGUACAGGACUAAGACCAGUCAGGAGAAUCCCUACGAUUGUCUGUCUGAAGUCGGAGUCAUGAAUACUAACACAGGGGAGAAAAAUGUGAAAUUAAUACCAACUUUUAAUUUGAGAUCAAAACCUAAGUCAGAGCUGAUUAGGAAUAAUGGGAAUUCCUUAGGGAUAAAGACAAAGGAGUUCAGGCAGUGUCAGAACAUGCUUCUCCAUGGUGAGCCUGACGGGAUGUGUGCCUCUUAUAGUCCUGGAGUAUCUCCUGUAGCUAAAGAAUCUAACCAAUAUGGACAUUCUUUCACCCGGAAGACACACCUUACUGUCCAUCAGAGAACACACACAGGAGAGAAACCUUAUGAAUGUAAUGUGUGUGGAAAGUCUUUCAGCCAGAAGACACACCUUACUGUCCAUCAGACAACACACACAGGAGAGAAACCUUAUGAAUGUAAUGUGUGUGGAAAGUCUUUCAGCCGGAAGACACACCUUACUGUCCAUCUGACAACACACACAGGAGAGAAACCUUAUGUAUGUAAUGUGUGUGGAAAUUCUUUCAGCCGGAAGACAACCCUUAAUGUCCAUCUGACAACACACACAGGAGAGAAACCUUAUGAAUGUAACCUGUGUGGAAAGUCUUUCACUCGGAAGGCACAGCUUACUCUCCAUCAGCUAACACACACAGGAGAGAAACCUUAUGAAUGUAAUGUGUGUGGAAAAUCUUUCACCCAAAAGACACACCUUACUGUCCAUCAGACAACACACACUGGAGAGAAACCUUAUGAAUGUAACCUGUGUGGAAAGUCAUUCAGCCUGAAGUCAUACCUCACUGUCCAUCAGAGAACACACACAGGAGAGAAGCCUUUUGAAUGCAUCAAGUGUGGGAAGUCUUUCACCCAGAAGACAAACCUUACUGCUCACGAGAGAACACACACAGGUGAGAAACCUUAUGAAUGUAACCUGUGUGGAAAGUCUUUCAUGCGGAAGUCUAAACUUACAUAUCAUCACAGAAUACACAUAGGAGAUAAACCUUAUGAAUGUAAUGUGUGUGGAAAGUCUUUCAUCCAGAAGGCACACCUUACUGUCCAUCAGACAACACACACAAGAGAGAAACCUUAUGAAUGUAAUGUGUGUGGAAAGUCUUUCAUCCGGAAGGCAAACCUUACUUUUCAUCAGAAAAUUCACACAAGAAAGACACUUUAUGAAUGUAACAAAUGUGGAAAAUCUUUUCACUUGAAGGCAUAUCUUACUGUCCAUCAACGAACACACACAGGAGAGAAACCUUAUGAAUGUAACAAAUGUGGGAAGUCUUUCACCCAGAAGACAACACUUAAUGUCCAUCUGACAACACACACAGGAGAGAAACUAUACAAAUGUAAUAUAUGUGGAAAGUCUUUCACCCAGAAGACAACCCUUAAUGUCCAUCAGACAACACACACAGGAGAGAAACCUUAUCAAUGUAAUGUGUGUAGAAAGUCUUUCACCCAGAAAGGAAACCUUAGGAUCCAUCAGACAACACAUACAGGAGAGAGACCUUAUGAAUGUAGCAGGUGUGGAAAGGCUUUCGCCCGGAAAACAUGCCUUACUAUCCAUGAGACAAUACACACAGGAGAGAAACCUUAUGAAUGUAAUGUGUGUAGAAAGUCUUUCGCCAUGAAGUCACAACGUACUGCCCAUCAGGCAACACAUACAGGAGAGAGACCUUAUGAAUGUAGGAGGUGUGGAAAGUCUUUCACCAAGAAAAUCGGCCUUACUUUCCAUGAGAGAAAACACACAGGAGAAAAACCUUAUGGAUGUAGCUGGUGUGGAAAGUCUUUCAUCAGGAAGUCAAUCCUUAAAUCACAUCAGAUAAUACACACAGGAGAGAAACCUUAUGAAUGUAUGGACUGUGGAAAGUCUUUCAGGUGGAAGGCAGCCCUUAACAUCCAUCAGAUAAUGCACACAGGAGAGAAACCUUAUGAAUGUAACAGCUGUGGAAAGUCUUUCACCAGGAAGGUAUACCUUACUGACCAUCAGAGAACACACACAGGAGAGAAACCUUUUGAAUGUAACCUGUGUGGAAAGUCAUUCAGCCACAGGGGAAACCUUACUGUCCAUCGGAGAACACACAGGAGGAAAACCUUGUGA
Dipodomys ordii (Ord's kangaroo rat) is the source of this 2381-nucleotide messenger RNA. RefSeq names its product zinc finger protein 420-like. The record is from RefSeq and is a predicted model, not a curated record. The transcript is spliced from 4 exons. Gene Ontology annotation, biological process: regulation of transcription by RNA polymerase II. Bases 21 to 2381 code for a protein of 786 amino acids. NCBI's taxonomy places the organism in Eukaryota, Metazoa, Chordata, Mammalia, Rodentia, Heteromyidae. Gene Ontology annotation, molecular function: DNA-binding transcription factor activity, RNA polymerase II-specific; RNA polymerase II cis-regulatory region sequence-specific DNA binding.